Molecule: messenger RNA, 2900 nt
Organism: Oldenlandia corymbosa var. corymbosa
Lineage: Eukaryota; Viridiplantae; Streptophyta; Magnoliopsida; Gentianales; Rubiaceae
Source: the annotation of a GenBank genome assembly
GAAAAAAGAAACACAGAACCGCCAAAGAAGAGGGUGAACUAAAACCAUACAAAUGGUAGUUCAAUAAAAUAAUUUUUUCCAGAAGAACAAUUAAAAAUAAUUACAAAUUAUUCAGUAAAUUAAUUCCAUGAACUUAAGAAGAAGAAAGAGAGAGAAAGAGGGGAAAAAGAAAUAUUUCUUGACCUCUCUAGACCCAUUUCAGAGUUAAAGUUUCCAUUUUUUUCUUUUUGGGUAUGGUUCGUCAUCAACAUUUUUAUUGAAAUUAUAGGGAAAAUUAGGAUGCUGAUUUGUUGAAUCUCUUUGAGAUCCAUUUAUAUUGUCCCAGAAAGAAACUUUGUGAUUUUCUUGGGUUAUUACAGUUUCUGUUAGUUUUCUUUUUUUUUUUUUUUUUGUGGGGUUGAAGAUUCAAUCUAUCAAGUGGGUUUGGAAUGUUAAAGUGCAAAUUGUGUUCCUUUUGUGUAUAUUAUGACAACUAUUCGAUUUCUAGGAUUUGGGUUGGAUUGAGUUUGAGCUGAAAAUAGAAAGAAAGUAGUAAAAAAAAAAUGGAAAAUACAGCUUUGAAGUCAGCUCCUUCUACUGGAGCUGAGGUUCCACCAGCUGAGGAGUUGUUGAAGAAGAUUCAAGAACUUGAAGAAGGUCAUGCCCGGUUGAAGAAAGAGAUGGCAAAGCUGUUAAUUUCGUCAGCAACUGAUCAGAAAUCCGGUGCUGUUGAAAGGCAUAGGUCUCAUUCUAUAUCUCCGGUGAGGCGCAGCGGUCCACGGCGAACUGGGCGGACUAGUGGAGGAUUUGAUGGUAGUGUACUGGGAGCUUGGAAAAAGGGUUCUGCUUCUUUCCGGCAUUCUUCGCCUUUGAGAUGGGAGAGCAGAAGUGGUGGGGGUGAUGGCGGCGGCGGCGGCGGUGAACCGGCGGCUGUUAAUUUUACAGACAAGCAUUAUUUGAAUAUAUUGCAGUCAAUGGGUCAAUCGGUUCAUGUGUUUGAUCAUAAUUUUCGCAUUAUUUACUGGAAUCGGAGUGCUGAAAAACUGUAUGGUUAUACUGCUUCUGAAGCUUUAGGAAAAAAUCCAAUUGAGCUUUUAGCAGAUGCCCAGGACUUUGAUGUUGCUACCAAUAUAGUCCAACGAGUGUUAAAAGGGCAAAGUUGGACAGGGCAAUUCCCAGUCAAGAAUAAGAAAGGGGAAAGAUUUAUGAUCAUUGUGACUGACUCACCUUUCUAUGAUGAUGAUGGCAAUUUGGUUGGGAUAAUAUGCGUAUCUGCCGAUGCGAGACCUUUUUUAGAAACAAAACCAGCAUUGUCAGGAGCAAAGCUUAAUCCAAGUUCUAGUAGUCGGCCUCGAUUGAUUGCUUCUGCAAAACUUGGACUUGAUCCUGAGCAACCUUUACAAGUUGCAAUUGCCUCAAAAAUAUCGAAUUUGGCUUCUAAAGUGAGUAACAAGGUUAAAUCCAAAAUGCGGGCGGGAGACAACACUUCCCUCGAUCAGGAGGGAGGUAGUGGAGAUAGUCAUUACUCUGAUCAUAAUUUAUCAGAUGCCGCUGCAUUCUCUGAUCAUCGAGAGGAUGCUGCUUCAAGUGGGGCGAGUACACCUCGAGGAGAUCAACACCGUUCUCCAUUUGGGAGAUUUUCCAAUCCUACUCAUGAUGAGGUCUCUCCAGGAAUCAACUCCCAAGGUGGUUAUGGGGAUGAACAUGAAGGAAAACCUGGGAUCUCGAAGAUCAUUACAUCAAAAGCAGAGGCUUUGCUUGGUAAAACAGGGAUAUGGCCGUGGAAAGGACAUGAUCAAGAGGGAUCUGCCGAGUCAAAGGGUGCUCCUCGGUUUGCAUGGCCGUGGUUGCAUCACAACUUUGAGAAUGACUUUAACGAACAAAAACCAUCUGUACAUCCAAAGGGGGACAACCAGGAAACUGAUAGGGCGUCAAACAACGAGGCUUCGGGAUCCUGGUCAUCGGUUAAUGUAAACAGCACAAGUAGUGCUAGUAGCUGCGGAAGCACCAGUAGCAGUGCUCUUAAUAAAGUUGACAUUGAUACCGACUGCUUGGAUUACGAGAUUUUGUGGGAGGACUUGACAAUUGGAGAACAAAUUGGGCAAGGUUCAUGUGGAACUGUCUAUCAUGCUCUGUGGUAUGGAUCAGACGUAGCUGUGAAGGUAUUCUCUAAGCAGGAAUAUUCUGAAGAAGUGAUCUUAUGCUUUCGGCAGGAGGUGGCUCUCAUGAAAAGACUGCGACAUCCAAAUAUUUUGCUUUUCAUGGGUGCUGUAACAUCACCUGAACGGCUGUGUAUUGUGACCGAGUUUCUUCCGCGAGGAAGUUUGUUCAGAUUAUUGCAACGUAAUAUGGCCAAAUUGGAUUGGAGGCGCCGUGUUCACAUGGCUUUGGAUGUAGCACGAGGCAUGAGUUAUCUUCACCAUUGUAACCCACCUAUCAUCCACCGAGAUUUAAAGUCCUCAAAUCUUCUUGUUGACAAGAAUUGGACCGUGAAGGUUGGCGAUUUUGGUCUUUCACGUCUUAAAAGAGAAACAUACCUGACUACAAGGACCGGGAAAGGAACACCUCAAUGGAUGGCACCUGAAGUUCUUAGAAAUGAACCUGCUGAUGAGAAGGCUGAUGUGUAUAGUUUUGGGGUGAUAUUGUGGGAACUCGCUACUGAGAAAAUUCCUUGGGAUAAUCUCAAUUCUAUGCAGGUCAUUGGAGCUGUAGGGUUCAUGAAUCAACGGCUUGAUAUUCCUAAGGAUGUUGAUCCUCAAUGGGCUGCAGUAAUUGAGAGCUGCUGGCGUAGUGAACCUCAGAGCCGGCCAUCAUUCCAAGAACUUGUCGAGAGACUUAGAGACAUGCAAAGACAAUAUACGAUCCAGUUUCAGGCUACACGUGCCGCCAUUGCAGCAGAUAACAGCCGUAAAGAGUCAUAA